UGAAGAAAGCGUAUAUAGAAAUAGUGUGGUUUAGUCUUCCUUUCCUCUCCUUCACGCCUUUCCCAUUUUUGUUUUUCUUUCUCUCUCAAAUUCUCUACUUCCCUUUUCUAAUCAACCAAACAAUCCCUUUCUUCCUCCUUGACAUUUUUCUCUGUUCUUUGACUGAAAACCUUUGGGUUCUUUUUCUUCUUCCUGUUUGUUUCUUAAGAAACUGCAAGAAACUUCAGGAAAAAUCAAGUUUAUCUUUCCAGAUUUGAGAGUUUGAUUAACUUUUUACCUUCUCUCAACAAACCUAUGCUUUGUUUAACUUAAAUUUUGUUUGGGUUGAUUUUUGGAAAGAGUUGAAGAACAAAGCAGUUUAUUUUGGACUUUUUUUUUGUUUGCAUUUUGUUUCUGUUCUUCCUCUGUUUCUAGGCAGCAAGCGGAGGGCUGAUAAUAGAUAGAAAGUUGAAAGUGAGAAUGCUGGGGACUGGGUUGCAAUUUGGGAAGGUUCGAGGAGAGGAUCGGUUUUACAUUCCAGUAAAAGCUAGAAAAAAUCAAAACCAAGCACAAAAACAGAAGCAAAAACAGGAAGUUGUUAAGGAAGAUAAUGAGAAAAGUAGUAGUAAUUGGUCAUCAUCACCAGCAAAGAACAGGGCUUUAGCUUCUGAUAAUAAUAAUAAUAAGAAGAAUCCUAAGGAGACUUUGGUUUCAAGUACUGUUCCGUGCUCUGAGGAAACUGGGGUCUCAAGGAGUAACCUUGAAAGGUUCCUGGAGUCGACCAGGCCUUCGGUCACGGCUCAAUAUUUUUCGAAGAAAACGAUGAGGGGACGGAGGACUUGUGAUGUGGAGUUUCAGCCUUACUUUACCUUGUCUGAUUUGUGGGAGUCUUUCAAGGAAUGGAGUGCAUAUGGCGCUGGGGUGCCUUUGGUACUUGAUGGGAGUGAUGGUGUUGUUCAGUACUAUGUUCCAUACUUGUCAGGGAUCCAAUUAUAUAGUGAAUCUAUGCAGGCAAAUGCUAAGCUGAGGCUAUCUGGAGAAGAGAGUGAUGGUGACUACUACAGAGAUUCAAGUAGUGAUGGAAGUAGUGAUUAUGAAAUAGACAAAGGCAUUAAAUUUCCUAGAGAACAGCGUAGUCGAUUCAAUUUGACAAAUGAUAUCCAUUUUGGAGUUAGCAGUUUCUCCAUAAGUGAUGAAAACAGUACACUGCAUGAAGGCUUUUUUAGUGAUGAUAGUGAAGCUGGGAACUCUCGAGAUCGCCUGCUGUUUGAGUUUUUUGAGCAUGAUACUCCUUAUAGUCGUGAACCCUUGGCAGACAAGAUAUUUGAUCUGGCUUGCGAGUAUUCUGGUUUGAAGACAUUAAGAAGUUGUGACUUACUGCCCAUCAGUUGGAUAUCUGUUGCAUGGUAUCCCAUAUACCGAAUACCUACAGGUCCUACAUUAAAAGAUUUGGAUGCUUGCUUUCUAACAUACCAUUCCCUUUGCACACCCAUAGAAGGCAGUGGAAGUGGCCAAACACCAUUUGUAGUAUAUCCUGAUAAGGCUGAUGGUAUACCGCAGAUUUCACUACCUGUUUUUGGAAUGGCAUCUUAUAAAUUUAAAGGAUCCAUGUGGACACAGAAUGGCGUGAGCGAGUGUCAACAUGCUAAUUCCCUUAUGCAGGCUGCAGAAAACUGGCUAAGGCUGCAUCAGGUCAAUCACCCAGAUUUUCAGUUUUUUGCCUCACAUGGGAUGUACCUCUAGUGAAAUCAAAUCAAGAUAUAAGUCAGUCCGAUUCUUGCUUUUCCACACUGCAAACAAAUCAAUGCCCUAAACUUGCAUGCUAAAUGCAUGGUCAAACUGAGGUUAAAUGCUAUAAAUAUUUGGUACAGUGGUGGCAUACCAUUUGAGGGAUUUUUUUCUGGUUCAGAUUUCCUAUUUACUUACAGAGCAAAGAAAAGAAAGGAAAAAAGAAGCUGAAAUGGUUAGACCUUCAAGCAUUGUAAAGCAGAAAGCACAAAAGAUAAUGAUAUAACGAAGAGAGUGGAAAAAUUCAUGGCAUCAGAUAAAGCCUGAUUACUGAGUUGGGCGAUGCAUAUGAUACUGAGGGAUCGAGAUGAUAUGGUGGCAGUUGAGCUACUGAGUUUUGAAGAUGGUUUUACAAGCUGCUGGGAGAAUAAGAUAUGGCCAUGAUCAGACUUUCUUAUUUAUAUUAUAUUUACAUUAUGAUGAUAGUGGGAAAUAAUAGGUAUAUGUAUAGGUUCCCAUGAAUAUGUGAUGUGGUUGAUGUACAAGACGGCUGGACUUUUGGGCUAUGCCUUUGAUAUAUGCUAGCUUAUGAUAAUAUAAAGUAACAAGAAGAUAAAUGGUUGAGACUUUUUAUCUUUUUGCAUAUUUGUUUGC
This is a messenger RNA of Theobroma umbraticum, 2361 nucleotides long. RefSeq lists its product as uncharacterized. The record is from RefSeq and is a predicted model, not a curated record. Lineage: Eukaryota; Viridiplantae; Streptophyta; Magnoliopsida; Malvales; Malvaceae.